AUAGAGAAAGAAAAUGAAGCUUUUCCUGUCCUUUCUUUAUUAUCACUGUUCUGUAUGUGUGUGUUGAGACUUGAGACCUGAGAGCUUUACCAACUUCCAUGGCGUUCUCUCUCUUCAUCCCCAAUCAACUAUUGCCAAUCCUUCUUCUUCUUCUUCUUCUCCUCUACGCUUCUCUCUGUGAACCCUCUUACGUGGUCUCCAGAUACGGCGGUAGAAUUGCUGAGGAUGGUUCAACUCGGAAGCUGUUUGAGUCAAGGGCCACUCACCACCCCAACAACUGUGGAGAGUUGGUGGUGCAGUCUCAGUGCUCUCAGAACUCAAAGUGUAGCUGGUGCUCAAGUGAGGACCUUGAUGACAUGUGCUUCACCAAAUCUGAGGCCUCCAGGUUGCCCCAUCAGGUUUACUCUUGCGCCUUCAUCCGGUGAGAUCCAUUCUCUUUUGCUCUCCUCUCAUUGGGAUCUGUGCCACCCAAAAGAGCAAUUUUUGGGGAACUUUUGCUUUUACUAUCUCACCUUGUAUGAAAUCAUGAGUUCAUAGAGGGUGGUGUUGUAAUCGUAAUUGUUGCUGUUUUGUUGAUUUUCAAUUUAUGAUUUGUCGGCUUGGAAUCGUGUUUAAUUAGGAUAGAGAGAGAUAGAAGGAGAUGAAUACGUUUGUUCUUUUGCUGUGUAAUUUUUGUCUUUCGACCUGAUGUUUUUUUUGGCGAGCUACUGACAUUGCAAAAGCUUUAUCAAAUUGACCUUAAUAUUCAUCAA
Messenger RNA from Cajanus cajan (pigeon pea), 752 nucleotides. RefSeq lists its product as uncharacterized. NCBI's taxonomy places the organism in Eukaryota, Viridiplantae, Streptophyta, Magnoliopsida, Fabales, Fabaceae. The record is from RefSeq and is a predicted model, not a curated record.